Rhopilema esculentum is the source of this 3588-nucleotide messenger RNA. The record is from RefSeq and is a predicted model, not a curated record. Lineage: Eukaryota; Metazoa; Cnidaria; Scyphozoa; Rhizostomeae; Rhizostomatidae.
AUCACCGUAUAGAGAAAAAGCAAUGCUGCUUUGCUAAAGAUGGAAAAUUUUUUAGGCUUUCAGCCGAAAACCAGUAACGUUACAAGUGAGGCCCAGAAAGAUGGCGUUUUUAUCGAUUUGGACAGCAUGGAAGGUCUAUGGGUAGUGACAACGUACCUGCGAAAGGACUGGAACUAGUCUUACAGACGUACCACGUUCCUUUCAAAGGGGGAUUGGUUGAUGGAAGAAAGAGGAUGACUACGUCAUCACAUAUCAAAGGGAGGGAAUGGGUACAUUUUCUAAGUGCGACUGCUGGGUAAUCUGAGCAGUACUGUUUCUUGAGUGGAUUGUGAAGUGCUUUUGCAUUGAAAUGAAUAUUCAUUGUUAUCUUGGAUUAUGAGUACUGUAAUCAACGAGCUAAGUGACAAAGUUAAAGGAAAAGAAACAACCGACCGGUUAAGCAAGGAGACCGUCCUUGGAGCUAAAUAUGGGAACACGCCUUGCAUGCAGAAAAGGUCGAAAGGCAAUUCGAGUAGGAAGAAAGGAGAUAUUGCGAAUAGCUUGCAGAUUAACCAUGGUUCAAAACGGUCAACGCAGUCCAAUAGAAGAGUAAGGAAAUGCAAAAAUAAAGGAAACAGAAGAGAUAACGAUGCUGAUGACGAGAAUUUGUCUCCUGGAACGAAGCAGUCUUGGCGAUCGAGAUGUGGACGUAAACGAAAGUACUUUGGAUAUACUUCUGCAAGGCAGGGCGCAACUAAGCGAGAAAGAAAUCGCUUUAAUACUAUAAGCAGUGCUUUGGAUGAACUUAGAAAAGUUAUCCCGCAAGCCCAACAUCCAGUUGACGGUAAACUAUCAAAGUUCGCGACACUAAAACUGGCUUGCACUUAUAUUUCUUUGCUGACUAACGCGCUGUGUUCGGAAGAAAAAAUGGUGGAGGUCGGUCAGGAAAUGGGUAUUUCUCAUGUGCCUUCACAUUGCAGAUUCACUGAGUGUGAAAAGGAUUCCCAGAUAAACUCCGGACUGAGUGAGGAUGAACUUUUCAUAGGAGAUUUUACUGAUGUGUUGUUGGUAGAUGACGACCAAGAAACAGUCAGUAUCUACGAUCAACUAACAAAACACUCCUUGAGAGAGGAGGCCGAACACAAUUCAGAUUAGAUGAGGACUGGGCGAAGCCUUGUUGUUUUCAGCGUUUAUGAAUCAUGUAUGCUUGUCAGUGCAAACAUAUUCAAGGAAUUUUAGCGAUAGAUAUCAUUGAUAGAAUAAGAAAUUUUGGGUAAUUAAAUAAAUAUUGUAUUUUUAAAAUUAAUUUAAGCAAUUAUUCGUUACUUGAAAAAUGCACAGGUCAAGCCAGAUGCAAACACCAUUAUGAAAUCGUUAUCUUACAUUUGUUAUGCAGGAUAUUGCGAUUAAGGCCAUGAACUAAAUGCUUGUUCCCAGAUGAGUUCCAGAUAAAAUUUUAGGUACUAUUAAAUACAAUGCAACUAGAUGAAAUAAAAUUUCUGUGUGAAAUUCAUAAGAAACUUCAAGUCAUGUCUAAUCCGAGAGACGAAUGUCUCUGUUCAUUAUCAAUUUUUGGGACUCGUCCUGGUAUCAUGAUGUGCUUUGUGUAUUUAUUUUGUUCAAGUUUAAGAAUAACAUUUAGUAGUUUGAACAAUACCCGUUUGAAACGAGAUAAUGAAGAGACUUAUCAAUUAAUUUCCAAGAAACGUUCAGAGAAGGCUUACUUUUAUGUUCACUAAUAGUGUCUACAGUCAACUCAAAAUAUCAGUAAACACGUACUGAUUGAUUAACGGUUAUUUUUGAAUUUUUAUAUAAAGGGCCUAGAAAGGAAGUAUAGACCCUAUCUUUGCUGAAUGUCCAUUCCCUAGUUACAUUAACAUAUUAAACUGUUUGCUUAUUUAAAAUAAAUGAAUGGAUAUGUUUUGAUAUAUCUUGCUUAUUAAUUUGUAUCGUGUAGUUCUUUUGAUGCCUUUCCAGGAUGGUUUUUAAGCGUGUUCCUUUUCCUUUCAAAAACAGUAACCAAUCAUUUGCCGAAACUAGACUAAACUUUUUAUUUGAUUUACCAUAACCCUGGCAAAACAUAUUUUCUAAACCACAAUCAAUCCAUCAGAUAUUUAUUAUAAAGCAAAGGACAUGCUCAUAACUCUAGGGCCUUCACGAUUGCGUAAAAUAAGAGGUGUAAAAAUCCCAAAGUUGUUAAUUAAAGGAGAGAAAUGGUAAUUGGCCUUGUAAUUUCAAGUGGUUUGUUUUAUCACAGCACUCGUUUGAUAUUGGCAUUGUACGAGAAUCGGCGACAGCAACAAAGGCAUAAAACAAUAUCCGAGUUUACACGAGAACACAAUACCUGUCUUAAAGAUGAAUUAGCUUAGGGAUAGGUGAGACCGUUCUGUUAACUGUGUGCUACUUUCACAACGCAGUUUAACAAUUUUUGUUACAAAUACUUCUAGGUACAAUUGCUGACGUAUUUAUAAAAGAUCCAUUAUGCAAGCUAGCACAAGCUGUAAAAAGGUUGUGCUAAGCUUUAAGGAUUCCAAAAAAGUAACCAUGACAUAGUUUAGAAUAAAUAGGAGCCAACAUUGGUGGGCAAGACUGAAGUUUUUGCUAUUCGUUAUUUGUGAUUUACACAGAUUCUUCUAUUUGGGAGUAAUGGGGUAUUUAAUGAACUGAAUCAUUUUGGUAAUAAGCUUUAUGAUGAGAAUCCAAAGCUAUAAACUUUAAUGUAUCAAAAUAAAGCUCAUUUUUUAGCAUUUUUCCUUAGAUUGUCUUGCUCUUUUUUCGUAUGCAUAUUGAUUCUAAUGAAUGUAUUUUAUAAAUUACAGUACAGGCUGUGUGUGUGGCUGUUGCCCAGGGGAGUCACACAAGCUUUUUAUAUACGGGGAGCUCCAUUCGCUGUUAUCAAGGCUUACCAAAAAGUAUCUAAAAUAAAUUUUAACGCCGAAAAUGAUCAGCUAAAAAGUGUGGAUAAGAUCAAAAAUAUCAAAAUACAAAAUAUUAUCAAUGAGCACAUCAGAGACCACUAGUUAUUAUAAUUUAGAUCAUUAUAAUUUUCUUAUCGACUUAGACUGUUUUUCAUAUUGUUAUGCGCUAGUUGAACCCAUAAGUAUCAAAAAAGUAUAUUGCUAAAUCAGGCAAAGACCGAGAUACGACAUUCUUUUUGGGGGGGGCAGCCCUGAUAAAUAAGUGUAACAACAGCCAUAUUUUACAAAAUAAAAGUAUUUUGAUUAUGCUACUUAAAGUUUUUCUAGGGGGCAAGGUUCCCGGCCCCAACCCCCCCCCUGCCCCCGGUAUCUCGGUCCUAGAAACCAGGUACCUAAAAGUAUUAGAUCACAAGGAAAAUUCUUACCCAUAAUUAUCGUAUUGACCCCCCUGUAUAUAAAAAAUUCGAAUUACCCCAUUGGGGUCGCUGUAAACUUAUGUUUGGUCCAAUACUAAAACUGGUUGCAAAGUUUUUGUAGUUGCAGCAGAGUUACCUACGACUUUUGAUUAUCCUCGGCUGUACUUGAAAAAUCGACCACCAAUAUUUGUUAAUCUAUUUGCAUGCAUAAUUAAUUUUUUUUAUUCCAGCGACAAAUCAAAAGGAGUUACUUUAAUAUGCAUACAACACAAUGC